Messenger RNA from Dentiscutata erythropus, 169 nucleotides. NCBI's taxonomy places the organism in Eukaryota, Fungi, Glomeromycota, Glomeromycetes, Diversisporales, Gigasporaceae. The record is from the annotation of a GenBank genome assembly.
AAGAUGGUAGCACUCAGAAUAAAACACCUCGUUCAAGAACGAGGGCGGUAACGGCUCAAACGAUGUCCUCAAGAUCUACAAUGAAUACCUCUCAGCUUUCAGGUGGGAAACGUAAGAGUACUAUUCCAAUUGCGUCACGGAAGAAGCAACCAAAAGUUUCCGAAGAAUC